Molecule: messenger RNA, 3593 nt
Organism: Amorphotheca resinae ATCC 22711
Lineage: Eukaryota; Fungi; Ascomycota; Leotiomycetes; Helotiales; Amorphothecaceae
Exons: 8
Coding region: 304-3378 (1024 amino acids)
Source: RefSeq, a predicted model, not a curated record
GGACGACACUAGCCACAUCCUUGCACCUCCCGCUAGUCCACCAUCGCAGCACUUGAAGCCCUUCCCUUCACAUUUCUUCUCCCUCCCUCAAACUCUUCCUCCUCCAUCUUUAUCCCACACCCCCCCCUUCUCGCCACCAUCCCUUCAACCCUCCACCCACAUCCCUUCUCAUCAUCCCCGUUCCAUCUUGAUCAUCCCCUCCAUGCCAGCCUUCCCCCCCUCUCGGAUGAUUUAGACGCGUUCGCGAACCCUAUCCGUUCGCCGGCACCGCCCACGGUUUUCUCCAACAACGCGAACGGCAAGAUGGUCCUCUUCAAGCGGAAACCCGUCCAAUACGUCUCCCAGCCCGAGAUUGAAAAUGACGAGACUGAGGUUUGGGUCAUCCCGCAAACUGGCGAAGUCUUUGUAGACUAUGAACAAUAUCUUAAUCGAAUGGAUUUCUAUAAGCAACGGCGAUUUAUCUGUCAGAUCACUGGUCAUUCUGGAUUAACAUUCUUUGAUGCAUUAAAGAGCGAGCUAGCAGGCGCAGAAGAAGUUGAGCAAGCUUUCCCAGAAGCACUUAAAGGUCCAAUCCUGAGACGCGUCCAAUUUCAAACCAUUUCGCGAAUCGACACACUCGUCGAUCUUAUCUACGACGAAUACCGAUCAGACUAUUACCCCGGAGAGGCUGUGACAGUGAAUGUAGUUACGGGUGAGCGACUUACGGGCGUCGUCCGCGACAAGACACGCUUCGGAAGCAAGCUCUUACCAGACGGCACCCUCAGCCCGCCUUUCUCGCGAUACUUCGUCAGCCUAGACAACCGACCCAACGAAGAAGCAGUGGUGGACGACUCGCACAUUACCCGGGACCGCAAGAUCUUUACAAAACAGGUUCUACGAUCAUUCAUCAAGAAGACUGUAACGCGCGAGGCUUGGACAGGCGCACCUUGGUUGGUGAACCACGAUGUGGCACGUAUCUACCACAUCGACACGCGCGUGCCCCCACAUCUGCAGUACGAGAACAAAGCAGCGGAGCGGAAACAGAAUCAGCAGCAGAAGAAGGCCGGUCCAGAUUAUGAGGGGAUGGUAGGAAGCUUCCAAGGAAAUAACCCAGCGCGACUUCCGGAAUUGAAGCCCGCACCCAAGAGCCACAAGAGCAAGCAGCAGCAGGGCCAACAGGGCAAGACUAAACAGCAGCCGUUCUUGAAUCCUGCUCCUACGAACCCAGGUCAAUCCACAUUCUACCCUCCAGCACCCUUUGUCUCCCACACCUUUCAAACCAAUGGCCCGCCCCCACAAGUGGGCCCUCACUACGCAAACUUCCAUAAUUCUACAUUCGCCUUCGCACCACUUGCUUCCCUGCCUCCAGCACCUCCACCACCGCCUCCUAUAAAAUACCCGAUUGAGGAUUUGCAAGUGGCUCCCCGACAGGAUGGGCCGAAGCGACCGGCGCUCAAGUACUUUUCGCAGGAUACACCUCAAGAUGGUGAGGGCUCCACACAAGGAAAUGGCAUUCUCAUGAAGUCGGUUGGCCCGCUACUCGAGGCGUGGGACACCCUCAACGUCUACUGCGAGGUAUUCAAGCUCGAUUCUUUUACCUUUGACGACUUCGUUGAGGCAAUGCAAUUUUCCUCAGAAGAUGUUGAGUGCGAGUUAUUUGUGGAAAUUCAUUGCGCAGCUCUGAAGCUCCUAGUCCAAUCAGAAGCAGAUGGUGGUGAAAUUCAGGUUCGAUUACCGGAAAUGGAGGAGGAUAGUGAUGAGGAGUCGGAUGAAGAGGCGAGUGCGGCUCCCACACCAACUCCAGAACCCGAGCCGAAGCCACAAGGACGAGCAACGCGAAGCAGUAUAGCCAAGGCGGAGGCUGAGGCACUGAAAGCCGAAUCGGAACCAGUUCGUGAGCCAACGCCAGAACCAAAGGUCACUCACCGGGCAGCUGAGAUGCAGGCGGGCAUGGACUGGAUCGAGAAAUUGAGGAAACGCGACUUUAAGAAUGGAGGGUGGCAGGUCAUCAUGGUCGGAUUGUUAAAUCAACUCUCCAAGAACCCGCGACAGUUCGAAUCGUGCGAAGCUGUGCUGAGAGAACUAGCGCCGAUGAACAUGGAACCAACGCAGGAGACGGCACGCCGACAAUACGCCAGACUGGAUGUCAACCUUCGCAUUCAGGCCCUGCAGAUCGUUUGCAUGCUUACGGCAGAGACGAAGGCGAUCCGUGGUUACAUGGAGGAAUGCAGUAAUCAGAUGACGGAUUUCAGGAAGGAGAAGAUCCAGUACCAGCGUGAUCGUAAAAAUUAUCUCGAGGAACUGCGUCUACUGAAUGAAGAGCGGAAGGCCUUGCUUCCCCCCACCGAACCAGCAUCCGCGGCUGCAGACAAUAAAGCACCUAACGGCGAUGUGCCAAUGCCCGAUGUAGUUGAAGAAGAGAUUCAGGAUUCUAUUGACGAAACCAUUGAUACCGACGAUGACGCACAUCAAGGCCGGUCCCUCCGUCGUGGUCUCGAUCGCGCCGUCGAGAGGAAGCGGAAACGCGAUGCGGAACAAGAGAAGAAAGAGAAGGCUGAAGCGAAACCCCCUAAACAAUCGAAGCAACUCACGAAGCUCAUGAAGGAAAUUCAGAAGAAGCAAGACCAGAUCAAGGAAUGCGAGGAUGAGAUCGCCGUCCUGGACAACGAUCUCCGCGAAGCGGAUUGCCCUCGCACGCGUGUUCUCGGAAAGGACCGAUUCUGGAAUCGCUACUACUGGUUUGAACGGAACGGUAUGCCUUACGGAGGUCUCCCCGACAGCUCAACUGCCGAGGCUGGUUAUGCCAAUGGUUGCAUCUGGGUGCAGGGCCCCGACGAUAUGGAGCGCGAGGGGUAUAUCGACAUGAAGCCCGAAUGGCAGGAUGAGUACCGUGCGAAAUUCAAUAUGACGGUCCCGGAGCGGAAGAAGCUCGAGGAAGGUUCCACGAGCCUCUUCAACGCCCAUCAGUGGGGCUACAUCGAGGACCCGGAAUCGCUGGAUGCCUUGAUUGCAUGGCUCGAUACUCGCGGAGUCAACGAGGUGAAGCUGAAGAAGGAACUGCAGCUCUUCCGCGACAAGAUCGCCCGGCAUAUGGAGAAGCGCAAGGAAUACCUGAACCCGACGGAGGAGAAGUCGGUCGAUUCUGGAAAGCGGAUGUCGACGCGCCGGAAGGAGCAGCACGCCGAUCACACGGCACAUCGAUGCCUGGCCUGGCACAACAGCAUGGCCGUGGAAGAGUUAGGCCACUUACAUUCUGAGCAGCCGCGCACGAGGAAGCCGGCGAAGAAGGCGGCGGCCGCGACCCCGGCUGUGGAGGAGGAGCGGCCGACGCGGGGCGAGGCGAAAGGGAAGAAGGGAGAGAAAUCACAUGGGCGUCAAGCCACCCGCCACCACGGCUGAGACGUACCUAGAUAGGUUUUCUUUGCCGGUAGUAGUCUGGAUCGGCUUUUCGAAGGAUGCCUUUCUUAGAAGGGGGAUGGUGCCUUCGGGGAAUUCACGUCGGAAGAGAGGGAAGGGGGUCUGAAUGAAUUGGGAGCACGGAGUACUUUUGGGCCCGUCACGGGCGAGCAAUCGGCAUAUGGCGUUGCGACAGCUAAAAUGUGUGGCGGUGCAUA